AUGCACAGCUCACUCCGAGUGUUCCCGGAGAGGCCGAAGGGCAAAGUGAUCAAGGACAGCGUCACCCUCCUGCCCUGCUUCUAUUUUGUGGAGCUGCCCAUCCUGGCCUCGUCGGUGGUCAGCCUGUACUUCCUGGAGCUCACGGAUGUCUUCAAGCCCGUGCACUCGGGGUUCAGCUGCUAUGACCGCAGCCUCAGCAUGCCCUACAUCGAGCCCACGCAGGAGGCCGUCCCGCUCCUCAUGCUGCUGAGCCUGGCUUUCGCGGGGCCCGCCAUCACGAUCAUGGUGGGGGAAGGCAUUCUCUACUGCUGCCUGUCCAAGAGGAGGAACGGCGUGGGCCUGGAGCCCAACAUCAACGCCGGGGGCUGCAACUUCAACUCCUUCCUCAGAAGGGCCGUCCGAUUUGUCGGUGUUCACGUGUUCGGCCUGUGCUCCACGGCCCUCAUCACGGACAUCAUCCAGCUGUCCACGGGGUACCAGGCGCCCUACUUCCUGACGGUGUGCAAGCCCAACUACACCUCCCUGAACGUCUCCUGCAAAGAAAACUCCUACAUCGUGGAAGACAUCUGCUCCGGCUCGGACCUCACGGUCAUCAACAGCGGCAGAAAAUCAUUCCCUUCCCAGCACGCGACCCUCGCCGCCUUUGCCGCUGUGUACGUGUCGAUGUACUUCAACUCCACGUUAACGGACUCCUCGAAGCUCCUGAAACCCCUCUUGGUCUUCACGUUCAUCAUCUGCGGCAUCAUCUGCGGGCUGACGCGCAUCACGCAGUACAAGAACCACCCCGUGGACGUCUACUGCGGCUUCCUAAUCGGAGGAGGAAUCGCUCUGUACCUGAUCCGCGUCACCCCCGUGGACGGCAGCGAGGGCGGCUCCGAGACGCUGUCCGUGUCGUCCUCGCGCGACUCCACGCUCCGCAGGAAGGGCAACAUCAUCCUGAUCCCCGAGAGGAGCAGCAGCCCCGAGAACACGAGGAACAUCUUCUACAAGGGCACCUCCCCCACGCGGGCCUACAAGGACUGAGGGCCGCGCCCCGACAGACCAGCGUGGAUCUUACUCGCACGCUGUCCCAGCAGAUGGGGUUGGGGGAAGGGGGACAGUGAGACUUUGCACCAGACUAGCUCCUCCAGCAUCCGUGACUCACGCACCUGUGGGAGCUGCUACCCUCAGCGCGUGGGGUGCCCCGGGGGAGGGAGAAGCACAACACGAGGACCUCAGAUGCUGGGAGCUCUCCGGGGGCCAGCUCGGAAGGCAGCGGUUGCCUUCCCUGGAUGCUAUGUCACUCCCCCAAUGUGCCAACAUAAGGGAUCCCCCCUCUUUCUAAUUAGCAGUGGGGGUCCAGACCUCGGUUCCCCACGCACAGGCCACCGGUUUUAUAUAUCCAUUCAGCAGAAUCUGCACCCCACACUCCCCGUGGGGGUGCUGGUUAGUCUAGUGCAUCUCCCAUGCCACCUCCCAGCCCCCCAGCCCCCCAGUUCUACCUAGCAGUGCAGUAGUGUGUGCAGUCCCCACCUGAGAAACGCUACUGUGUGAGAGGACGCUGGCUGCUUCGUGGUAGACGUGGGUUCCCCGUAGCUCCCCCGUAGUGGCUGUCACCGUCCACACAUGCAAAGGUUUGGUGCAUUUUUUUUUUCUUAAAAACUAUGCUUUCUUCAACAACAACAGCAACAACAUUGUGUGUUUUCAGCAAAAGGGAAUCGCUAAGUGCUUUUCUGCAUCGUUUUGUUUCUUUGCGGCUUACUUUUUUUAUUUCAGUGUAGGCGCUGCUAAUGAAGAAUCCGGCUUCCAGUGAGUAAAUUUGCUUCACUUAAAAAUAUAUUGUUUUAGAGAGAGCUUUUUGAAUGGUUGUGAUCCUACUCGGUGUUUUAUGGCUUGUCCUUUAUUUAUUGAUUUUCUAUAUAUUUUUUGAUGUUAUAGAUAAGCUCUGCUACUUUUAAAGUGAAAACAACCAUUGACAUGUCCUCAGUGAAACGUAUCGCUGUGAACUUAGGAACAAGGAGCCUGAACCAAAACUUGACCCUGUGGCUACAUUGCUGGCUGGCUUAGGCUGCUCUUUGAACAAGUCAUCCAAGAAUUCCACGCAGUUCCAGGUUAUUAGCUUUUUUGAUGUCCUGACAACCAGUAAACUAGGGCCACAUCGGUGGGUUUCACCUUCUUCCUCAUUUUUAUUCAUUCGACACCCACAGGGAGAAUGUGAAACAGAUGCAAAUGGACAACAAAAGCAUCUCCCGGAAUAAACGAAGGCUGCAUUUCUUUAAAACAUCUAA
This is a messenger RNA of Myotis davidii, 2267 nucleotides long. It is a transcript of the gene PLPPR4, whose product is annotated as phospholipid phosphatase related 4. The transcript has 8 exons. The coding region runs from base 1 to 1023 and encodes 340 amino acids. Gene Ontology annotation, biological process: phospholipid dephosphorylation; signal transduction; phospholipid metabolic process. NCBI's taxonomy places the organism in Eukaryota, Metazoa, Chordata, Mammalia, Chiroptera, Vespertilionidae. Gene Ontology annotation, molecular function: phosphatidate phosphatase activity. The record is from RefSeq and is a predicted model, not a curated record.